ACCUUGUAACUGUAAAAUAGUGCCAUCUACUACUAUACAUAGCACGGAGCAUUUAUUGUUGUUACAUCAUUUACAAACUUCAUCUUUCUUGCUGUUAAACCAAACUUGCAUAACCAAUACUGCUAAGUUAAUCUUGCAAAUUUCUUGCCAUAUGGAUCUACAAAGACCUGAGCCAUGCCCAAAACCUUCUAUGGACAUUCAAACAGAAAGGAGACAGACAGAAAAGGAAGAUCAAAAACACCAACAUGACUCAGUUCCUCAUCUCUUACUAGAUCUAAGUCUCUCCAACAAAGAUUCAGGUGAUGCCUCAAAGCCAGAACUCAACCUCCUCAAUUGUUUCCAUACAAAUUUAUCUGAAAACUCUUCAGAAUCUAGUCAUGGGAAUGAAAUGGAUCCCCGGGUUUUCUCAUGCAACUACUGCCAAAGAAAAUUCUAUAGUUCCCAAGCACUUGGAGGACACCAAAAUGCACACAAACGUGAAAGAACUUUGGCGAGAAGAGGAUACAAAACUGGUGCUUCAGUUUCAGUAGAUUUUGGACAGAGGAACACCACUAUGGCUUCUCUGUCUUCACAUGGCUUAUACAACAAAUCACUUGGAAUUCAGGUUCAUUCAAUGAUCAAUAAACCUUCUUAUCAAACACCCUUUUUUGGGUUAUGCCGUUCCCAUGGCCAAAAUGGGUGGCAGAGACAACCUUUGGAUUCUCAACCAGCAAUUGGGAACUUUCAUGUGGGGCCAGAAACUGAAUCAUCCAUGGCUGAUACUGUUCCAAGGUUAAGCAAGUUUUCUACAAGGGUGGUGACAGAAGGAUUUGGAGGUUACUGGUUGGGUAGCAUUACUCAUUUGAAGUCUAAACAAGAGAAGUUGCAGAAGCUUGACUUAUCCCUCAAGCUCUAAGUAGUUACCCUCCAAC
Messenger RNA from Abrus precatorius (Indian licorice), 911 nucleotides. Its product is annotated as zinc finger protein 3-like. Gene Ontology annotation, biological process: negative regulation of abscisic acid-activated signaling pathway. Bases 152 to 895 code for a protein of 247 amino acids. The record is from RefSeq and is a predicted model, not a curated record. Lineage: Eukaryota; Viridiplantae; Streptophyta; Magnoliopsida; Fabales; Fabaceae. The transcript has a single exon.